CGUCUGCAACUGCGCUUCAUUUUCAUCCAUUUCUAGGGUUUCCGUCGGGGGCGACAUGGCGACGGCUUCGGGGCAAGGUCCAGCGACGAAGAGGAAGCCCGUGUUCGUCAAGGUGGAUCAGCUGAAGCCCGGCACCAAUGGCCACACGCUGACGUUGAAGGUGCUCAGUUCGAAGGCCGUUUCUCAGCAAGGCCGCCAAGCUCCCCGCCAAGGCAGAAUCGCUGAGUGCGUCGUCGGUGAUGAGACUGGAACUAUCAUCUUUACUGCCCGCAACGACCAAGUUGACUUGUUGAAGCCGGACACUACUGUGAUCGUUCGCAAUGCAAAGAUCGAUAUGUUUAAGGGAUCAAUGAGGUUGGCAGUUGACAAAUGGGGUCGUGUCGAGGUUACUGAACCUGCUAAUUUUACAGUGAAAGAAGAUAAUAAUUUGUCUCUGGUGGAGUAUGAGUUAGUGAAUGUAGUGGAAGAAUGAGUAGGAGUUAUUGAUGGUGUCUUUAAAGGAAGACUUAAGAGUCCUUUUGGUAGGUUUUAGUUUCUUUUUAAUCCUAGUGAAUAUCCAUAUUCCAUCAAGGCUGAGUCUCAUCAUAACAUUAUUGUGGAUUUUAUACAAAGUUUCUAUGAAGCUGACUGUGUUUGUCUUUUGUCUUUUUUCUUGUUAUAUGAUGGUCUAGGGGGUGGUUAAUUAUGAAAGUUGAAUGUCAAUUGAUCUCUGCUUAACUCGGUGUUGGAGAAUCAAAAUAUAGAUUUCAAGCACUGGUAGUGAUUUUUUGU
This is a messenger RNA of Dioscorea cayenensis subsp. rotundata (Guinea yam), 771 nucleotides long. RefSeq lists its product as uncharacterized. The record is from RefSeq and is a predicted model, not a curated record. NCBI's taxonomy places the organism in Eukaryota, Viridiplantae, Streptophyta, Magnoliopsida, Dioscoreales, Dioscoreaceae. The coding region runs from base 56 to 472 and encodes 138 amino acids. The transcript is spliced from 2 exons.